Desarmillaria tabescens is the source of this 474-nucleotide messenger RNA. RefSeq lists its product as uncharacterized. NCBI's taxonomy places the organism in Eukaryota, Fungi, Basidiomycota, Agaricomycetes, Agaricales, Physalacriaceae. The record is from RefSeq and is a predicted model, not a curated record. The transcript has 3 exons. The annotation marks the transcript as partial.
GCUUUCAUCCUUUUAACGUCUGACUCCUAGUUCUUGUUUCCUUCUCUUCGAGUCAUUCGCUAUUAUUGGUGGAAUCCGUAGAAGUUGCUACCUUACUUUGCAAAGCGUAUUCCAGCUACGGCUUAGAAAGAAAUAGAAAACGACUAUGGUCAAGCGUCCGAGCAUAACAUCUAGUAGCGUUAGCGAAUAUCUAGACACGCCUCCAUCAAAGAAAACUCGCGUCGACCGUGACGAUGGUUCGCGGUCGCGUCGUAAGGGGGAGGCGGGAGCACGGAAUGAUGCAAGUGAAGAAAACGGAAAUAAUGGCGACGUUGACACUUACAUGGACUAUGAUGACGAGAAGUUUGAAAAGACGUACAAAGACAGGAUCCUUGCGUCGCUUAAACGCGAGACAGAGUGUUCUAGGGGAGUUGCUGAAUACGGUAUCAUAGAGUACAUCGAAAUGCACCAGUUCAUGUGCCACAGAUACUUGUC